Hemiscyllium ocellatum (epaulette shark) is the source of this 3171-nucleotide messenger RNA. RefSeq names its product vitrin (gene vit). NCBI's taxonomy places the organism in Eukaryota, Metazoa, Chordata, Chondrichthyes, Orectolobiformes, Hemiscylliidae. The record is from RefSeq and is a predicted model, not a curated record. The transcript is spliced from 20 exons. Gene Ontology annotation, biological process: positive regulation of cell-substrate adhesion; extracellular matrix organization. Bases 332 to 2644 code for a protein of 770 amino acids.
GUCUCUCUCCGGUGAAGAUGCUGUGCUCCAGGGGGUAGUCCUUUGUGCCUUUGAGGUGGUGUUGUCCCUGAGUGUGCUGUGCAGGGAGCAGACCCGCCCCCUGUUCCCAGUCAGUAACUCUCAGCCUGUCGGAGCGGUCCAGCUUCCCCAGCUCUCUCUGUCCGGACUCAGUGGGUUCCGUGCUGCCGAACGGAUCAUGUGGACUGGAGUCUCUGGGACACAGAGCUGUACCGAUGAUGACACAAUGUGUGCUUCCAUUUCAUCAGCAGGAGCUGUGCUCGUAAAGUGACCUCAUUGGCGGUGUGUUUCGUGACUUGACCUCAAUCCUACGAUGGGUUCAUCUCCCAUAAGUGUCCUCACCUUCGUCCUAUUGCUGACUUUAACAGGAGGUGUGAAAGAGAAGGGACGGAAAAGUAAACGAACAUCGGUGCCUCAGAUAGACUGUGACAUCAGAGCAGGGAAGAUAAAGGUGUCUGAGUUUGUAGCCCGGUGCCCACCAGGAUGUCUGGGCUCGAAGCAGGCUGUGUGGGGCACUGACAUCUACGCCUCCAUUUCCAGUGUGUGUGGAGCAGCUAUUCACAGUGGUGUCAUCGACAACAGCGGAGGGAAGAUUCACGUGCGGAAGGUGCCCAGCAGCUCCAGUUUCAAAGGGACUUUCUCCUAUGGUGUUCGAUCCCUGUCACUCCCCAGGUGGAGAGAGUCUUUCGUAGUGUCAGGCCCCAAACAACAGAAAGGAGUGACAUAUCCAUCAAUUCUUGAAUUUCUUCCUUCGAGAACCUCAAGAAUUAGGACAGGGAAGCUGAAGACGACCAAGACACCACCCACUACUGCAACCACAACUCUCAAACCAACCAGCAGCAAGAGUCCCACACAGCAACCUCAGCAGGUUGCACAUGACGUCACUACCAGCAAAAUCCAUGAGCCAAGGACCUUCAUGCUAAGCAGCCCCUCCCAGCAGCCUGCUCGCUCUCAGCCGAUGAGGGAUGAAGCAUUCCGAGGAUUUCCCGCAUCCGACUUCGCCAGCAGGAAUUACCCUCCACCCCGUGCAGGAGUCCACCGCCAGGAGCCAGCCAUCACAUUGCGCAGGACGGGCAGUUUGGGUGCUAGUUUCGCUAACGGUGAGCUCAUGACUGACCCUGCAUACGCCUGGACAGACACGAAGACCGACAACAAACCAGGUUACAGCUCCAAGCCUGGAUUAUUGGACUACGGGAAAUGGGUUCUCAGCCAUGAGGAAGGCAGUCACAGAGCCCAGGAUCCCGGUUUGUGGAAGUUGGACUCUUUCGCCCCUGGUCAAAGACAUGGGCAGAGAGGGAGCCAACUGUGGGGAUCUAGCCCAGAAUCAUUCGAGACACAAAGUCAGAAUACAGAUGAAACAGAGAUUAAUUUUUGGAACCCUGACUUUGACAGAGAGGGCUUCAGCAGAAAGGACCAAGACAUCAUUGAGGACCCAAUUUCGCAAGGAGAUCCAAAUUGCAAGGUUGACCUUGCGUUCCUGAUGGAUGGAAGUUGGAGCAUUGGAAGGCGGAGGUUUCGCAUUCAGAAGAGUUUCCUCAUGAAGAUUGCUCAAGCCCUUGACAUUGGAAUAGCAGGUCCAUUGAUUGGCAUCGUUCAGUUUGGGAAUAAUGCUAGCACGGAGUUCAACCUCCAGACUUACCGAAACUCGGAUGAUCUUAAAAAUGCCAUUGAGAAGAUUCCACAGCGAGGUGGUGUCUCCAACGUGGGGAGAGCGCUCAGUCACGCCCUUGGGAACUUCUUUUCCAAGCAGCAGGGGAAUCGUGGAGGAGCGCCCAAUGUGGUGGUGGUCCUGGUUGAUGGCUGGCCCACGGACAAGGUGGAAGAAGCUGCCCGCCUCUCCCGUGAGUCUGGCAUCAACAUCUUCUUCAUCACAGUGGAAGGUGCAGACCAGAGCGAGAGGCAGGACCUGGUUGAGAGAGACUUCGUGGACAAGGCUGUGUGCAGGACAAAUGGCUACUUCUCCAUCAAUGUGCCCAGCUGGUUUAAGCUGUACCAGGUGGUGGGUCCAUUGGUAAAACGGGUAUGUGAUACCGAACUGCUGGCCUGCAGCAAGACCUGCCUCAACUCGGCUGACAUUGGCUUUGUAGUGGACGGUUCGAGCAGUGUGGGCACCGGCAACUUCCGCACUGUCCUGCAGUUUGUGGCCAAUAUAAGCUGGGAGUUUGAGAUCUCUGACACAGCGACACGGGUGGGAGUGGUGCAGUACACUUACGAGCAGAGACUCGAGUUUGGCUUCGACAAGCACAGCACCAAGGAGGCCCUAACCACCGCCAUCACGGACAUCAGGUACUGGAGCGGUGGCACCAGUACAGGAGAAGCUGUCAGCUAUGCGUUAAAGCAUCUAUUCAGCAAUUCCAAACCCAACAAAAGGAAGCUCAUGAUUGUCAUCACUGAUGGACGGUCUUAUGAUGAUGUGCGGGAGCCAGCACGUGUGGCUCACAGCAACGGUGUGAUUGCAUAUGCUGUAGGUAUUGCCUGGGCAGCAAUGGAUGAGCUGGAGUACAUUGCAUCAGACCCCAAAAAGGACCAUUCCUUCUUUGUUGAUGAGUUUGACAACUUAUUUCAAUUUGUGCCCCGGAUCGUGCACAAUAUCUGUCAAGAAUUCAACUCUCAGCCUCGUAACUGAGAAAACUCCAUCUCCCCCGAACAGAUGGAGAGACUGUUCAACACAAACUGUUUAAAAAGCAAGCUUCAAUCUACUCAGUGAAAGGGACAGACUUGGUUCCUUAUUUUCAUGCAGACACCAAAUUUGAGAGGCAGUUAGAUAUGGAGCUCUGAUGGCAUGCAGUUACUGAUCCCUUUGCAUUCACUGUUCUAGCUGCCCAUUUAAUUCCUUGCCACAGCCCCGAAUUUCCCUGGAGGGGUCCCAACCCCUUGUAGAGUAGUUUCCCAAGGUUAUCCUCCCAAAUCCUGGAGAUGGGUGAUGAUGAGUCCAACAGUACCCACAAGCAGCUCUCCAUUCCUACACGCAGCUGUAGCAACUCACACUUGCCUCCAUCAUCUUUCGCCUUCCUUAGACUUAUUAUUAGGAGCAAGAAGACAAGUAUACCUGUACCAGGAGAAUAACAACAAAAUGACUGUAAGGAAAUCUACUGCUUUGAGAAGAGAUAGUCAAAUCUGUCCUUGGUCGAGGGUGAGGUUUGGGGGGAGGAA